Prunus armeniaca (apricot) is the source of this 849-nucleotide messenger RNA. Lineage: Eukaryota; Viridiplantae; Streptophyta; Magnoliopsida; Rosales; Rosaceae. The record is from the annotation of a GenBank genome assembly.
AUGGAAAAUGCAAGCCGAGAAAAAGGGUUAAAACCGAGGGAUACGUCGGCAUCAAGGCGGGAAGGGGUAAUGCAAGAUAAUGGUACCAGACCUGUGUCGGGGGGUGUGGAUUUGGAAGACACUGCGUCCUCACCUAGCAAAUCGCUAUCCCAUGCUCCCUCUUUGGUAGACAGAAUCCGCUCGUUAAGGGACGAGGAGGAGCGGGAACGACGUAUUCGAGAAGAGGCAUGGAAUGAGGAGUCAGCUACUAAUCUAUACGUGCAUGAGGAAGCAGUGGUGAUGGGGGAUCAUGAAGGGGUUAGAUUAACUACUGAGUAUGGGCAAUCAAGUGAUCUAAACGUGGAACAAGUUUCGCCCAUCCAUGAGAGUGCUAGUUCUACUGUACAAGGCCUUGACCUUAUGAUUGGUCUGGGGCCCAUUAUAGAAAAGACCAUGCAUAGAGCGAGUCAUGGGAAGAAACAGAGGAAGAACAAACGGGAUUAUGUUGAGACAAUCCUCAACAUGGAGUCUGCGAAAAAUUUUGAGAUUACACCUAUACCCAAUAUGAGUGUCAGUGGUAGGAAGAAGGCAUGUGGAAGCAUGAGUGGUGGAGAUCGGCCACAAUGGGUCUCCACGGGUGCCAUGAAAAUUCUUGUAUGGAACUGUCAGGGCAUCGAGGGUAAUAUGAUAGUUUCAUGUCUUAAGGAGCAAGUGAAGCUCCAUACUCCCAACAUGGUGUUGCUCAUGGAAACUAAAACUAGGAGUCAUCGCUAUGGUUUUCUGAAGAAGAUUUUAGGCAUGAACUUUAUGCACGCUGUCGAAGCAAAGGGAUUAAGUGGGGGCCUCUGUUUAGUCUGGAAGGAGGCUUAG